AAAAAACACUUUCAUUUUGGAAUCCCGCCAAGAAUCAUUAUCUCUCCCCUCGCUAGUUUGAAAAUUUGGCUCCAUUUCUCAUGUUGACAAACACUGUCAAAACAUCGCAGAACUAGACGGACAAAAUCAAACAACAGAGAUGGUCAAUGGCAACAACGCCUUUGGGAAAACCAUUUGCUCAAUCUGCUACGAAGAUCUGAAGCCCAUUGUUGAAGAUCUUCAAGCUAUAUCCAUUUGCGGCCAUGUCUUCCACGAGCUAUGUCUACAGCAGUGGUUCGAGUACUGUUCGAGCACGAAAAAGUGCACUUGCCCUGUGUGCAAGCAGAGCUGCAAGGGCAAGGAUGCAGCUCGGCUUUACUUUCAAUCGAUUGGGGAUUCUGUAGUCACCCAGAGUCAGAGACCGAUCCUCGAUUGUGGGGAAGAUCCCGAGGCACUUCGCAGAGAGGUGCGAAGAUUGGAAGCUAAGGUUCUAGGGCUUGAUUCGGUCUUGGAACGACUGGGAAAGGACAACAAAGAGCUCAAUCAAGAGCUUUGUAUUUGUAAGGAACAAGAAAAAAAGGAAACAACAUUGAAGAAUGAGGCCUUGAAACAAAAGGCAUUACUGCAGCAACUGCUAAAUAUGAAAACUGAGGAGCUUGGUAGAUCGACUUCGGAGUGCUCAAGGUUGCAAGAAAGGAAUAUGGCUUUGGCCAAAGAACUAGCAGCAUUAAAAUUAAUUUCUGAUCUGGAGCUAGAUGAAGCGGAGGUUCUAAAACUUGCCUCCUUUGGUAAUGGUGGUAAUAAUCAAGAUACGAUAGACAUCCUUCGAAGAUCGUUGGUGAUGCGUAACAAGACUUACAAAGAAUUGAUGGCCAAGUGCAAUGUUCUUGGACGGGGAGAGUCACGAUCUAUUAAAAAAUUAGAGAAGGCUAAAGGAAAGAUAGAUAAACUGAAAGCAAGGAUAAAGGAAAUGGAGAUAGCUAUUGAAAUAAAAGAUAACCAAGUUCUGAGGGGGUUGAAAGCUUCAAAGAAAACUCAUUAUGAAGAGGUAUGUAAGAAUGGUGCCAACAGUAAAUCUAGCUCCUUAGCCAAUCUUGAUGUAUUAGAAGACCAAAGUAAACAAACUUCGGCAAACACACUUAAUUUGGACAAGUUGGGAAGAUUGCAAGAUGAUUUAUUGUAUCCUAGAAAAGUACACAACUGUGAUUCAACUAAUGAUAUUGAUGUACAUUGUUCUCAAGCUGGUCCUAGUACCAUGGCUUGUGAUAAAGACGAAGAUGAUUGCUCAGUAAUAGGUGUCAAUUUUUCAAAAUUCCUUACGCCCAUACAUGGACGUCCAAAUCCUGAUUCAAAAGGUACUAUGUUACCAACAACUAGUGUAGAGAAUACCACCAAGACCUUUGCUGCUGACAUUGAUGAGGACGUGACAGUUCUUUUUGACGAUGUUCCACAAGUUAAGCCCAUGCUUAACAUUAGAAAAGAAUCUUCAACCCCAAUAUCACACUCAAACCCAGGAGAAGUAUGUUUCUCUGGAGGAUUGCUUGGUCCUGAUGGAACAAACAGGUACUUGGGUAAGUGGUGCAAGCGGGGCCAAAAUAAUGAAACAAGACAAGGUCCAAGCACUAGCAAUGGUGAUUUGAUUGCUGUUGGAGCUGAUGGAAGAGGUGGUAGAAUCAAAGUUCUAAGAUCUUUGAACCAAUCAUCAGUGGAUUGCAAGGAGAAUUCAGUUGGGACAAAGAGGUUCAAGUUAGGAGCCAAGACAAAUAGUCAACAGUCCCGUGGAUGCUUGCAAAUUGAACAUUUCUUCAAUAGAGUGAGUAAUUAAUUGCUUUUGAUUUGUGCAAAAUAGGUUAGGAUUAGGAAUUCCUGGGUGUGAUUUUUUUAUGGUCAGCAAGGAAGAACAAAGAUUCUUUUGUUAAUAGUAGUCUGGUCAUAGUUUUGAAAGAGGAACACGUGAAAGGAAAGAAAAAAAAAGAAGAAAAGAAACUGGAGGUGAUGAUCGUCCAUUGAUAAUGUUAUUUAACAGCUUGGUACGACUGUUUCAUCAUUUGAUCACGAUCAAGCUGGUUCAAAACAAAUAAGGUUUCUUCUAAUACAAGUUGUUUUUUUUU
Messenger RNA from Humulus lupulus (European hop), 2090 nucleotides. RefSeq lists its product as uncharacterized. The record is from RefSeq and is a predicted model, not a curated record. NCBI's taxonomy places the organism in Eukaryota, Viridiplantae, Streptophyta, Magnoliopsida, Rosales, Cannabaceae. The transcript has 9 exons. Bases 140 to 1804 code for a protein of 554 amino acids.